This is a messenger RNA of Cariama cristata (Red-legged seriema), 1217 nucleotides long. RefSeq names its product increased sodium tolerance 1 homolog (yeast) (gene IST1). The record is from RefSeq and is a predicted model, not a curated record. Gene Ontology annotation, biological process: protein transport. The transcript is spliced from 9 exons. NCBI's taxonomy places the organism in Eukaryota, Metazoa, Chordata, Aves, Cariamiformes, Cariamidae. Bases 8 to 1087 code for a protein of 359 amino acids.
GUUUAUCAUGUUGGGCUCUGGGUUCAAGGCUGAGCGCUUGCGAGUCAACCUGCGCCUUGUCAUCAAUCGCCUCAAACUGCUGGAGAAAAAGAAGACUGAGUUGGCCCAGAAGGCAAGGAAGGAGAUUGCAGAUUAUCUGGCAGCUGGAAAAGAUGAGCGUGCCAGGAUUCGUGUGGAGCACAUCAUCCGUGAAGAUUACCUUGUGGAGGCCAUGGAGAUCCUGGAGCUGUACUGCGAUCUGCUGCUAGCCCGCUUUGGCUUGAUUCAGUCCAUGAAGGAGCUGGACUCUGGCCUGGCAGAAGCAGUAUCUACACUGAUUUGGGCUGCACCACGACUCCAGUCAGAAGUGGCUGAGUUGAAGAUUGUUGCUGACCAGCUAUGUGCCAAGUACAGCAAGGAGUAUGGGAAGCUGUGCCGGACAAACCAGAUUGGGACAGUCAAUGACAGGCUGAUGCACAAGCUGAGUGUGGAGGCACCGCCCAAGAUUCUGGUGGAGAGAUACCUCAUCGAGAUUGCCAAGAACUACAAUGUGCCCUAUGAGCCUGACUCGGUGGUGAUGGCUGAAGCCCCUGCAGGCGGAGAGGCAGAUCUGAUUGAUGUGGGAUUCACAGAUGAUGUAAAGAAGGGUGGCCACGGAGGGGGAGGAGGGGGUGGAUUUACAGCCCCGCUGGUACCCAUGCCAGUGAUGAUGCCUAUGCCCAUGCCAACGCCAAAUCCACCCUUCUCCUAUGCACCUCCAAAGGGACCGGAGAACUUCAACGGUCUACCAGUGGGGACCUACCAGCCUUUCACUAACAUCCAUCCACCGCCAAUUCCGGCAACCCCACCAACAUAUGAGUCUAUUGAUGAGCCUAAUGCUGACAAGGACUCUUCUGCGCCGGUGGCUGGGCCUGGGCCCAAGUCAGAAGCUUCUCCUAAACCAAGAGCUGGAGCGUCUAAUACCUUUGAUAACUUUGUGCUGCCUGAAUUGCCAUCCGUGCCAGAUACUCUGCCAACAGCAUCUGCCGGCGCGAGCUCUUCUGCCUCUGAAGACAUUGACUUUGAUGAUCUUUCUCGGAGAUUUGAGGAGCUAAAGAAGAAGACAUAAAACGGACUGGGCUGUAACUCCAGUGUGAGGGGCAGGAGCUGUGACAGCUGCUCCUCUCUGAAACAGACUUCCCUUGAAAUUGGUUUCCUCUAUUAACCUCAAAUGAACUUGCUCUUCUUUUUGAGCUCUC